Molecule: messenger RNA, 1263 nt
Organism: Anolis sagrei ordinatus
Lineage: Eukaryota; Metazoa; Chordata; Lepidosauria; Squamata; Anolidae
Gene: FAM187A
Product: family with sequence similarity 187 member A
Source: RefSeq, a predicted model, not a curated record
AUGGAACCCGUACUAGCCACCCAUCCAAUAGCAGGCUUGAUUGUUGUUGUGAUUCUCUUUGGUACUACUGGGAUUCUCCUUGCCUUCGAUAUUAUGGAAAAGGAAGAUGUAUUCAAGAGGACACCUUGCCCAGCUUUCCUGAUGUUUGAGAAUGCUGCUUACUUAGCUGAGAUGAGCUUUGAGUUGCCUUGUAACUGCAAGCCAGAAGAGGUUUCCUCUGUAGUUUGGUAUUUCCAGAAAAAUAUGGGCAGUCAGCAGACAAAAGUCCUGACAGACUUUGAUGGCACGAUGAUAGUGGACUCCACGCACAUCAAGGUGGGCACUGACAUGCUCAGACGCUUCAGCAUUAGGAUGUUUAGUCUUAUUGUCUUUCGGGUUCAAGUGGAAGAUUCAGGGCAUUAUAUCUGUGGCACAAAGAAGGGGGAUUACUUUUAUGGCUAUGAUGUAGAUGUCCAAGCUUCCAAGCGUAUAAGGGUUGCCUUUACAGAGAAGAAUCAGCAUCCCAAUAAAGAUAAGGAAGGAAAACAGUACAAGAUCUUCACUGCCUUCUGGGACUGGACCAUAUGCAACCGCUGUGAUGUUCGAGGUGAGCAACGUCGGAUUGGUCUUUGCUAUAUCAAGAGUCCCUAUUUGGUCAGACGAUACCGUACAGCCACAGCAGAAGUGGCAUCCUGUGGCUCAGGGUCAAUCCCAAAACAGUUUAAACGUGCUAUUAAGAACAGAAAACCUGAGAUUGUUAUCCGAAGUUGCUCAGAACCUUGUAGAGUAAAGAUACCAGCCAGUGAAGGAGAGGAAUCUCUUUCUGAUGCUAUAUCAAAGCUUGGAGAAACACCCUGGGUCUCUAAGAUCCCUAUUCAAUUCCAUAAGCAAACCCUUGGCACUGACCUGAUCAUUUCCUGCCCUGGUGCCAGGCCAGAGCAUGCUGUGGCCUGGGACAAAGAUUCGACUCGGCUGUAUCUCGAUAAGUUCCUCACUGGAGUCAAUAAGAGCAUGAGGGUCUUCAUCGACUAUGGAAACCAUCUACAUAUCCGCUUUGCCCAGCUGAGUGACAGAGGCAUCUACUUUUGCUGGCGAGAGGGAGAAUUGGUUGCUGGUUUCCGAUUAUCUGUGAUGUAUGAGAGCCGCCGCAAGCGAAGCUUUGAUGAUCCUGAGGCACAGUAUGCUAUCAAGACCAUCUUCACGUUUUAUGUCCUUCUGACUUUCAUCUUUACAACUAUCCACUGUGUACGCUUCUGCAUGUAUGCCUUUAAAAGGCCCGGCUAA